ACGAACGCAGCAAGUGAAAUUCUUGAAUCAGUGUCAAAUUAAUUAUUUUAUAAACAAUUCGUCGAAAACUACAAACAGAAAUGAAUGAAGUGGUCAACAAUGAAGCAUUUCGCAGUGUUGUUAAUUUUUUAGAAUCAAAUGUACCAAGAUCCGAUGUAGCCAAUAUUAAAAAUGAGCUAAAAAAAGAUUUCGUACUAGGAAAAUCUAAAAGUAAAGUCAAGAAGCAGAAAGUGAAAAAACGCCGCAAUAAUCUGUUGUCACGUAAAGAAAAAAAGAAAUUGGGUUUUUAUUCUUUUCCACGUAAUAGUAUAAAAUAUAAGGAUAUAGAGUCCAUCAAAGAAAUAUGGAUCGAUUAUAUUUCCGAAAUGUUGGAAUUAGAUAAAUCAGUUCCUGAUCCAACAAGUAAAAGAUGGGAUCAUUUUACGCAGACCCUCUAUAAAGCAGAUUUUAAUGGGAGCUUGCUGGAAGUAGUGCGUUCGAAAUGCCCGAGUUAUGUUGGUAAAAAGGGUAUAUGUAUUAUGGAUACAAAGAAUACUCUUAAAAUUGUCUCUAAAGAUGAUAUAAUAACAACCAUACCAAAAAAGGAAAGUGUAUUUGAUAUGUACAUUAGAAAUGUUAAGCUCACUCUUUUUGGUAAACAUUUAUGUAUAAGACCAGCUGAACGAUCAAAUAAAAAAUUUAAGAAUAACUUUCAUCCAGAUUUAUAGUAUUUAAAAUAAUGCAUUUCUAUAAA
This is a messenger RNA of Zerene cesonia (dogface butterfly), 733 nucleotides long. It is a transcript of the gene Pop4, whose product is annotated as ribonuclease P protein subunit p29. Gene Ontology annotation, biological process: rRNA processing; tRNA 5'-leader removal. The transcript has a single exon. Gene Ontology annotation, molecular function: ribonuclease P RNA binding. The coding region runs from base 81 to 707 and encodes 208 amino acids. Gene Ontology annotation, cellular component: ribonuclease P complex; ribonuclease MRP complex. The record is from RefSeq and is a predicted model, not a curated record. NCBI's taxonomy places the organism in Eukaryota, Metazoa, Arthropoda, Insecta, Lepidoptera, Pieridae.